AACCUAACAAUAAAUUACAUGCCAAUAAAUAUCAAGUAUAGUAAAAAAGGAACUAGUUAAUUUUUGCUAUUUGAAAACGAAUUCCGUGCGGACAAUGAGCUUUGCUCUUAAAUUGGGUUCAUCAAUCGGUUAUUUUCACCGUACGACAUUAGCUCGUAACAUAAUUCAAAGAAAAAGUCAUGUUGUAUCUUACCGUAAUGGGCCCCCUCCCCACUCAAAGGCAACUAAAAUUGGUUCUGUAACUGUUGGUGGAGCUAUGUGGUGGUGGGUAAUCUGGCACUUAUGGCAUGAACCUGACCAUAUAACGGGGGAAUUCGAUUAUCCCAACUCAAAGAAAUGGAGCAACACAGAGUUGGGUAUUCCAAAGGAUGACCUUUAAACAUUAUAUGUUCAAGCUUACCCUAUAAAUAUUGAUUAAAAUGCGCGGAUUAUUUGUUGCGUAAUACUAUGUUUGACAUACCAAAAUUCAGUUUUUUCACAAAAUAUAUGUAUGUACAUACACAACGCGUCAUCAGGUUAGUGCCCCUUGAGCAAACUUUGAUGAGAUAUACAUAUUUAGAAAACUGUUUAAGCAAGAGUUUUGGGAUUUUUUUCACUCAAAAGUUAAAUAAUUCUAUAAAUUAAAAUUUUAUAUGAGGUGCAGUUUGCUUUUUAUAGAUCCAUAAAUGAGUAAAUCAAAAUAGGGUCAUUAGUAUACCCCCUACGAUAAUUUAAGUUUGUUCGAUUCUUUUCGCAAUAAAUUUGAUUUGAGGACUUCA
Molecule: messenger RNA, 758 nt
Organism: Drosophila santomea
Lineage: Eukaryota; Metazoa; Arthropoda; Insecta; Diptera; Drosophilidae
Product: NADH dehydrogenase [ubiquinone] 1 beta subcomplex subunit 2, mitochondrial
Exons: 4
Coding region: 95-379 (94 amino acids)
Cellular component (GO): mitochondrial inner membrane
Source: RefSeq, a predicted model, not a curated record